Drosophila ficusphila is the source of this 1432-nucleotide messenger RNA. RefSeq names its product serine/threonine-protein phosphatase 2A activator (gene Ptpa). Gene Ontology annotation, biological process: mitotic spindle organization. The coding region runs from base 118 to 1341 and encodes 407 amino acids. The transcript is spliced from 4 exons. Gene Ontology annotation, cellular component: protein phosphatase type 2A complex; nucleus; cytoplasm. NCBI's taxonomy places the organism in Eukaryota, Metazoa, Arthropoda, Insecta, Diptera, Drosophilidae. The record is from RefSeq and is a predicted model, not a curated record. Gene Ontology annotation, molecular function: protein tyrosine phosphatase activator activity; peptidyl-prolyl cis-trans isomerase activity.
CUCGUUUGUAUCUUCAUCCCUCAUCGAACUCUACAGAAAAGAAGAAGAUGCAGCCAAAAUAACAAACAAAACGAACAAAAUAACUUAAAAUUCAAGUGAAAUAACAAUUAUACAAGCAUGGCAGAUGCAGCAGGUAAACUGCCGCCGAUUGCGAAGAGGGUGCAGAAUCUAGGCGAUUUAGGAGCUUGGCAAAGAUCUCGCGCCUACCACGACUUGAUUGGCUACAUAAAUGGCACCAGCUCGGCGAUCCAGGGGAUCAAGACCACGGACGAGGUGUACGAGUCGGAAAUGCUGAAGAAACUGGUGGGUCUCUUCGACUCCUUAGAAAGGUUGGUGGAGCAGCAUCCUCCAUUGGAGCAACCUCAGCGGUUUGGCAACAAGUCCUACAGGGAUUGGGCCCAGGAAAUGAGGGAACAGCUGCCGGAACUACUGGAGCAGUUGGUGCCCGCCGAAAAGAAAAGGUAUCUGGGUGAACUGGAACAGUACUUGAUGGAGUCCUUUGGCAACGCCACCAGGAUUGAUUACGGAACCGGUCACGAGUUGUCCUUCCUAUUCUUCCUGUGCUCGCUCUUCAAGGCCGAGAUCCUGCAGGAACAGGACAUUGUCAGUGCCGCCUUGAGGCUCUUCAAUCGAUAUUUGGAGUUCGUGAGGCAGCUGCAACGCACCUACAACAUGGAACCCGCUGGUAGCCAAGGAGUCUGGUCCCUGGAUGACUUUCAGUUUGUGCCCUUUAUCUGGGGUAGUGCACAGCUAGCUGUCAAAAGCCCGUUUGAUCCCUCCAAGUUCGUGGACGAACAGAUCAUAAGUGACUACAAGGAUCAGUUUAUGUUCAUCAGCUGCAUCGACUACAUCUGCAAGGUGAAGACUGGACAUUUCGGCGAACACUCCAAUCAACUGUGGAGCAUCACGGAUGUGCCAUCAUGGGUUAAGAUUAAUGCAGGACUGGUGAAAAUGUACCAGAAGGAGAUACUGUCCAAGUUUCCUGUGAUCCAGCACGUCUACUUCGGGGAACUGAUGGCCUUCGAGACCGUCUCCCCCGGCACAACAAUCUCUAAUGCCCGACUGGGUCAUGUGGCUCCGCCGCCCUCCAAACGCAUCUGCAUUGGGACUCCCACUCUGGUGCCACCGGUUCCCGUCGCCGUGACUCAACCUCCGCCCGCCGAGUCCCUGAACACCGAUUUAAAUGUGGGCGACUCGAGCAGUGAGAGCAGCGACAGCAGCGUGGUGCUGCGUCCAUCGACUUCGUCCGUUUCUCUGGUGGCCACUGCCGAAGGAUCCGGAGACAAGCCCAAUGUUCCAGCGACCGGUGGGGAGGUCACCAAGGAACGGGCGGCAGAGUAGAGGAGAAAAGCGAUGACCUAACCUGUGUUACAAAUUUCUUAUUAAUAGCGUUGACCCUCGGUCCAGUAAAAAUUGUUUACACAAGUACAAA